AUAUUACUUUAAUACUUUUUUCUUUUCGAUUAGACCAAAAUAAAAUAUCUCGUCGUAAUUUCCACUUUGAAGAGACGGUUUGUUAGAGUGUACAUUUAUAAAGUAUUUUUCAUUUUUACUGCUUUCUCUUCUCCAUUAUUUGUUUGUUUUUAUUCCAUACCAUGGCUGAAGCAGUUAUUUAAUGCUUAGUCACCCCACACUAUCUCAUUCACGCCAAAAAUCCUUCUCAUUGCAGAGUUUUGCUCACAAAAAUCUCCCAGAUUCUCUACUUCCUCUUCUUCUCGUUUAUUGGUUCAGUUGUCAGAAACUCAUCUGAGUUUGGUGCUUCCUUAUAUGUAUAUACCUUAUUUUCCCUUUUGCUUUCAGACUCUGGUUAUGUAAUUGAUAAUCCUUGUUCUUCACCUUCAUCUUCUGUGCCUUGUUAUUUCUAAGAGUGCUUUUUGCUAAAUAAUGUAAUAUUUUCUUAAGCAUUGUACUUUAUCUCUUUUCCAUUUGCUUAAUGCCCUUUUACUCAAAACUGUUUUAAAUAGUCCCUGUUAAGAUUUCAAUCAUGGGUUCUCGUUAAUUUGUCUGCUUAAACCUUGUUCAAUUUCUUCGGUUUCAAACUUCUUGGUGUGUUUUGUGAAUGCCCAUUUGCUUUAAAAUUUGCUCUAAAUAGUUCCAAAUGCAGUUUUGGAUAAUGGGUUUCCGUUAAUUUGCUCCUCAGAAACCUCUAAAUUUUGAAGCUUGAAAGGGAAAGGUGUCAUCUUUAGCUAUUCUACCAUGUUAUUGAUUUUUUAGCAUGUUUCUGUGUUUGGUCACAAGUGUUGCUGUUUUUGGUGGGAAGUAGUUGAUACUGAGAAGAAGGAUUUGUUUGAUUUGAGACAAAUGGAUCUAACCUUCUUCAUAGUUGACCGCUAGCCUUGUGAUCUAAACUUAUGGGGGGUUGUUUGUUUCGUUAGUAUAGAGCUUUCUAAUCCAAGCCACCACCAUGAGUUUCCUUCGCUAGUUUCCUUGCUUUGUCUAAGAAAAGGCAUCCAAGUAAUACAAUUCAUUUCUAAUCUAUUCUUUUGUUCUUCAUAUCAUACACCUAAUUUGUUACAAGUUCAUUGCAAUGUAAAGUUCUUCCACUGUUAUUAACCAUUCAUUCAAGGACCUCAAAGGGUCUGUUAUACUUCAAGAAUCAAUGGAUUCACAUUCUUCUUUCCCGCUCUUUUCAACCUUCAAAAUCCCAAUAUGAUAAGGAAGUCAUUGUUUCUCUGCCCAUAGUUUUGUUUACAUAUAUUCACUAUGAAAAUCUAAACACCUAUAUUGGCCUCUCGAGUUCCUUGGAAUUUGGAUCUUUAUCUUAGAAUUUCCCAAUCACUUGUUCACCUGUAUGCUUGUUUUUUUUUCCUUCACACAAAGCAAGGAAGAGCUUCCAUCUCCUUGUUGACCAUUAAACAUUUACCUUACUAAUGGAAGAAACAUUUGUUCCCUUUCGAGGGAUCAAGAACGACCUUAGAGGAAGACUUUUAUGCUACAAACAAGACUGGACUGGUGGCCUCCGAGCUGGUAUCAGAGUUUUGGCUCCAACAACCUACAUAUUUUUUGCUUCUGCAAUUCCAGUUAUAUCUUUUGGGGAGCAGUUGGAGAGAGAUACAAAUGGAGCUCUAACUGCAGUACAAACUCUUGCCUCAACAGCACUUUGUGGUGUUAUCCACUCAGUUGUUGGAGGACAGCCCUUGCUCAUACUAGGAGUGGCUGAGCCCACAGUAUUGAUGUAUACAUUUAUGUUCAACUUUGCCAAGGACAGGAAGGAUUUGGGGCAGGAACUGUUUCUGGCCUGGACAGGAUGGGUAUGUGUGUGGACAUCCCUCUUGCUCUUCUUGCUGGCAAUUUUGGGGGCAUGUUCAAUAAUCAAUAGGUUUACGCGUCUUGCUGGAGAGUUAUUUGGUCUGUUAAUUGCAAUGCUUUUUAUGCAACAGGCGAUAAGGGGGGUUGUUGAAGAGUUUGGCAUACCUAGUAGGGAAAAAUCUAAUCAAACUGUACUGGAACCUUCGUGGAGAUUUGGAAAUGGAAUGUUUGCGUUGGUUCUAUCUUUUGGGCUUCUCCUUACAGCACUGAGAAGCCGCAAAGCUAGAUGUUGGCGCUAUGGUACUGGUAGGCUACGGGGUUUUAUUGCAGACUAUGGAGUACCACUUAUGGUGCUUGUGUGGACUGCUGUAUCUUACAUACCUGUUAAUGAUGUCCCUAGAGGACUCCCAAGACGGCUUUUCAGUCCUAAUCCAUGGUCUCCUGGUGCAUACUCGAAUUGGACAGUCAUAAAGGAAAUGGUGCAAGUUCCUCCAUUAUAUAUAGUUGGAGCAUUCAUACCAGCAACUAUGAUUGCUGUGCUUUACUACUUUGAUCACAGUGUGGCCUCUCAACUUGCUCAACAGGAGGAGUUCAAUUUGAAGAAGCCAUCUUCAUAUCACUAUGACCUUCUUCUUCUGGGUUUUCUGGUCAUUAUAUGUGGGCUUAUUGGCAUUCCUCCUGCCAAUGGUGUAAUACCACAAUCUCCUAUGCAUACAAAAAGUUUAGCUACUCUUAAACACCAGCUAUUGCGGAAUAAACUUGUAUCAACAGCACGAAAAAGCAUUCGUAAAAAUUUAAAUCUGAGUCAAUUCUACCAAAGCAUGGAAGAGGCUUAUAAUGACAUGCAGACUCCACUAGCCUACCAAAUUCCACCAGCCCUGGGACUUAAAGAACUCAAGGAGACAACAAUCCAAUUGGCAUCAAGUGCUGGCUACAUUGAUGCCCCUGUUGAUGAAACAGUCUUUGAUGUGGACAAGGAUGUUGAUGAUCUUUUGCCAGUGGAAGUAAAAGAACAACGUCUCAGCAAUUUGCUUCAGUCAGUAAUGGUUGGUUGUUGUGUUGCUGCUAUGCCUAUUCUGAAGAAGAUUCCAACUGCAGUUCUUUGGGGUUAUUUUGCUUUCAUGGCAAUUGAAAGUUUACCUGGAAAUCAAUUUUGGGAGAGAAUAUUGUUGAUGUUCACUGCUCCAAGUCGAAGAUACAAGGUGCUGGAGAAGUAUCAUGCAACCUUUGUCGAAACUGUACCCUUCAAAACAAUUGUCACGUUCACCCUGUUCCAGACGGUUUAUUUGUUCGUUUGUUUUGGCAUAACAUGGAUCCCAAUUGCUGGACUGCUUUUCCCAAUGUUCAUUAUGCUUCUUGUCCCGGUGAGGCAGUAUUUUCUCCCCAAGUUUUUCAAAGCAGCUCACCUUCAAGACCUGGAUGCUGCAGAAUAUGAGGAAGCCCCUGCUGUUGCUUUUAAUAUGUCAUAUGAAGAUCAGGAUCUACAGGAAAGAAGUACUAACAUUGAUGGUGCAGAAAUACUUGAUGAAAUUAUCACAAGAAGCCGUGGUGAGAUUCGUCGCACUCAGAGUCCAAAAGUGACAAGUUCAAUGCCUUCUUCGCUAGAGCAUACGAAACCUGUUUUUAGUCCACGGCUGUCACAGAGAGUAUACAGCCCACGUCUAAAUGAAAUCAGAGGGGAACAAAGCCCUCAAUCGCCUGGAAAGGAAAUUGAAGGAAAACAGACUCGUAGUCCUGGACCCUCUGUCCUAGGAAAGAGCAGUCCUGGUUCUUCUUCAAGCCAAAUGGUGUAAAUUUAUGAUUCUGGUAAGUUCAGUUGUCAAUGGUUCUCGAGAGGUCCUACAUAUGCAAUUAUGUGUUUGUUCUAGAUGAAUGUGGUUCUAAGUUCUACAGUUUCCCAAUAUUCUAGGCUUUUAGUUAGUGUUACUUUAUGCGUAAUCUCCCUUGUACACUGGGCAGAGGACAAGUUAUAAUAUAGUGGAAAAGCUGUAUAUGUCCUUUGUUUUUAUACUUUUAAGAUUUAGUCGGUUUAUAUUGCAACUAGCUUUCAUGGCUGCUCUAAGCCGCGGACAAAAUUAGUAUACUGAUAUACCAAUUGUAAACUUAAUGACAAAUAAAGACUAAGAGUGAAGAAAAGUAACAUGUUUUUUCACAACACUUGGGAAAUAUAUGGUUAGUUUUUUCUUUUGUUUUUUUAA
Humulus lupulus (European hop) is the source of this 4013-nucleotide messenger RNA. RefSeq names its product probable boron transporter 2. Gene Ontology annotation, cellular component: plasma membrane. NCBI's taxonomy places the organism in Eukaryota, Viridiplantae, Streptophyta, Magnoliopsida, Rosales, Cannabaceae. The transcript is spliced from 12 exons. The record is from RefSeq and is a predicted model, not a curated record. Gene Ontology annotation, molecular function: solute:inorganic anion antiporter activity. Gene Ontology annotation, biological process: transmembrane transport; monoatomic ion homeostasis; monoatomic anion transport. Bases 1437 to 3608 code for a protein of 723 amino acids.